Strongylus vulgaris is the source of this 190-nucleotide messenger RNA. NCBI's taxonomy places the organism in Eukaryota, Metazoa, Nematoda, Chromadorea, Rhabditida, Strongylidae. The record is from the annotation of a GenBank genome assembly.
GGCAACGUUUCGCUAUCAUGGAAGAGAAGUGUAUUCUGGCAAUGGUGAUGCGUAAUCUGAGAGUACGUUCGUUACUUCGAACUGACCAAAUGCGCGUUGCAGCCGAACUCAUCAUCAGACCUCUCUAUGGCAAUCGCAUAAAAUUUGAAAAGAGAUCGUAUGGCGAUUACACGCACUGCAGCGCUUGAAA